CCGAUGAGAGUGUGAUCUGUCGUUAGUUUUGAGCUUCUGACGUGCUUCUCAGCUUUGGAUUUGAAGGAUAUUUCGUUGCUCUCUGGAGUGAAGCAAGUUUGCUGAGGCUUCUGGUUCAGGGAUGUUUGGUUUGGUCCGAAGGUUAGUGGCUUUUCGGUUUGCUGAUUGGGGCGCCCUCUGAAUUGCUCUUUUGCGAGAUAUCCAUGCAUUUUAAUGCUUCGGUUGUAUGCUACUCAUCGGCUAAGCGGGUGGCAGUCACCAAACUGUUUUCCAUCAUGUAUCAUGCCAAGAAGUUUUCAUCUCUGCCCAUGGUUCACCAUAAGGUCCCAAGCUCUGAAGAACUGGCAAAUGUUGGUUCUUGUGGAUCUCCUGCUAAAAACCCCAGUGCUUCUGUAGGUGGGAAGCAACGGCUGCGGUGGACAUCAGAUCUCCAUGACCGCUUUGUUGAUGCAAUAACACAGCUUGGUGGACCAGAUAGGGCAACACCUAAAGGAGUUCUAAGAGUAAUGGGUGUUCCUGGAAUUACAAUAUAUCAUGUGAAAAGCCAUUUGCAGAAGUAUCGUCUUGCAAAGUACCUCCCUGAAUCUCCUGCUGAUGGUUCAAAAGAGGAUAAGAAGGAUUCUGGAGAUGCACUCUGCAAUAUGGACUCUGCACCAGGCGUGGAAAUUGAUGAAGCUUUAAAAAUGCAAAUGGAGGUGCAGAAGCGGCUUCGUGAACAGCUUGAGGUGCAAAGGCAGUUGCAGCUAAGAAUUGAAGCCCAGAGCAGAUAUCUCCAGAAGAUCAUAGAGGAACAACAAAAGCUUGGUGGCACAUUGAUGGCCUGUGAUUCCUCGGCAGCUAAUGAAAAGCGGAAAGUCAGUGAGCCACCAUCCAAGUUGCAGGAUAGCCUCAGUGAAUUGACAUCGGGCAAGAAACAAAGGUUGGGUGACCAAUCGAAAGAUACAGAGCAGGUAUUACUGCCCCUAACUGAAGAGCCCGAGUCUGAUGAUUUCGUUGGCCAGUGGAACCGAGACUUAAAUGGUACGAGCACCCUCAAUUUCAGACUUGAUACGGAGAUGGACAGCAGCAAAGGUUGUCAUAAUUCUGACCGGCAAGAGCAUGGUUUUGCGGAGAAUGAGAGCCAAAAUAUCAGUCUCAGUUCAUCUUCAAGAUAACUGCUGCUUUGUUCAUUCGUGUCUUUGGGCCAUGUGAUGCUAGUAGCACUCAAUGUCAGUGUUGUAUUAUUGAUACUGUCAAGUUGUUGUAAAUACAAUGAUGCGUCAUUUUAAUAUGAUCGAGUUGUUAUGUUUAA
Messenger RNA from Dioscorea cayenensis subsp. rotundata (Guinea yam), 1291 nucleotides. RefSeq names its product myb family transcription factor PHL7-like. Bases 204 to 1154 code for a protein of 316 amino acids. The transcript has 8 exons. NCBI's taxonomy places the organism in Eukaryota, Viridiplantae, Streptophyta, Magnoliopsida, Dioscoreales, Dioscoreaceae. Gene Ontology annotation, molecular function: DNA binding; DNA-binding transcription factor activity. The record is from RefSeq and is a predicted model, not a curated record.